UCUCUAGCCUAACCGGCCUAACCUCUAAAAAUAUAAAAGUGUGCAAAAAGAAAGUGUGAAUAUUUACAAAAUUUUAAGAAAGAAUUCCUAGCAAAGAUGCGUAUAGAAACUUGUUAUUUUUGUUCUUCCAAAAUAUAUCCCGGUCAUGGGAUUCAAUUCGUAAGAAAUGACUCAAAAAUUUUCAAAUUCUGCCGUUCCAAAUGCCAUGCAGCCUUCAAAAAGAAGAAGAACCCACGUAAAGUUAGAUGGACCAAAGCCUACAGGAAAACUGUUGGAAAAGAAUUGGCAGUGGAUCCAUCCUUCGAAUUCGAAAAGAAGAGAAAUAUUCCUCUCAAAUAUAGCAGAGAACAAAUGGCGAAAAUGCUUGAAGCUAUGAAAGAUAUUGUAUCCAUCAAAGAAAAGAGAGAAGCCUUACACGUUAUGCAGAGGUUGCGAGCCGCUAGAGAAAUUGAACAAACACGUGAUGUCAGGGAGGUACAAAGAGAUAUGGCACUUAUUAAAUCUCCAGCAGCUGGGCUCAAACAGAGACAAGCAGAAGAACAAAAACAGAGGGAAGCAGAUAAAGAAAGUAGUGAAGAAGAUAUGGAGGUCGAAGACUGUGGAGAGGUUACUUUGUAAUUGCACGUUACAUUUGCAAAACUAUCAAUUUUUUUUGUAUAUAAUAUCAGUAUCUGCUGUCAAAUAAAAUUAUUUUCAGUA
Molecule: messenger RNA, 699 nt
Organism: Coccinella septempunctata (seven-spotted ladybird)
Lineage: Eukaryota; Metazoa; Arthropoda; Insecta; Coleoptera; Coccinellidae
Gene: RpL24-like
Product: probable ribosome biogenesis protein RLP24
Exons: 2
Coding region: 97-618 (173 amino acids)
Biological process (GO): ribosomal large subunit biogenesis
Cellular component (GO): nucleolus
Source: RefSeq, a predicted model, not a curated record